GGCAGUGCCGGGCGGCCAUGGCUGGCGAGGUGCUGGGCCGGACGGCGGCGAUGGCGCUCGAAGAGCUGUACGUGUCUGAACGAGAGGGCAAUGACUCUACCGGUGAUGGGACGCAGAAGAAACCAUUCAAGACAGUGUUAAAGGCAUUGAUGACAGCAGGGAAAGAGCCAUUUCCUACGAUUUAUGUGGAUUCUCAAAAGGAAAAUGAGAGAUGGGCCAUCAUUUCCAAGUCACAGAUGAAGAAUGUCAAAAAGCUGUGGCACAGGGAGCAGAUGAAGAAUGAAGCCAAGGAGAAGAAAGAGGCAGAAGAUCUCUUGAGAAGAGAGAAGAACCUGGAGGAAGCUAAGAAGGUUGUUAUCAAGAAUGAUCCCAGCCUUCCAGAGCCCAAAUGCGUGAAGAUCAACGCUCUGGAGGCUUACAGAGGGCAGAGAGUGAAGAUUUUUGGCUGGAUUCACAGGUUACGGAGGCAAGGGAAAAAUCUGAUGUUCAUUGUCCUGAGAGAUGGCACAGGGUUUCUUCAGUGCGUCCUUUCUGAUGACCUGUGCCAGUGCUACAACGGGCUGGUGCUGUCCACCGAGAGCAGCGUGGCGGUGUACGGCACUCUGAACCUCCUGCCUGAGGGCAAGCAGGCUCCGGGAGGCCACGAGCUGAGCUGUGAUUACUGGGAGCUCAUCGGCCUGGCCCCGGCAGGAGGGGCUGACAAUCUGCUCAACGAGGACUCGGAGGUGGACGUGCAGCUCAACAACAGGCACAUGAUGAUUCGAGGUGAGAACAUGUCCAAAAUCUUCAAGGUGCGCUCCAUGGUCGUGCAGGCCUUCAGGGAUCACUUCUUUGCCAACGGCUACUAUGAAGUCACACCACCGACCCUAGUGCAGACGCAGGUGGAGGGAGGCUCCACCCUGUUCAAGCUGGAUUACUUUGGGGAAGAGGCCUAUUUGACCCAGUCGUCCCAGCUGUACCUGGAGACCUGCCUGCCGGCCCUGGGAGACGUCUUCUGCGUGGCUCAGUCGUACCGGGCCGAGCAGUCCAGGACCCGCAGGCACUUGGCAGAGUACACUCACAUCGAAGCUGAGUGUCCUUUCAUAAGUUUUGAGGAUUUGUUGGACCGUCUGGAGAAUUUGGUGUGUGAUGUCGUAGACAGAGUCUUGAAAUCACCUGCAGCGGGUUUCCUGUAUGACCUCAACCCGGGCUUCCAGCCCCCCAAACGUCCCUUCCGACGCAUGAACUACACCGAGGCCAUUGAGUGGCUGAAGGAACAUGAUGUGAAGAAGGAAGAUGGCACCUACUAUGAGUUUGGGGAGGAUAUUCCCGAAGCCCCCGAGAGACUGAUGACAGACACCAUUAACGAGCCCAUCCUGCUGUGCCGCUUCCCUGCAGAGAUCAAGUCGUUCUACAUGCAGCGCUGCCACGACGACGCGCGGCUCACCGAGUCUGUGGACGUGCUGAUGCCAAACGUGGGUGAGAUUGUUGGGGGCUCCAUGCGCACGUGGGACAGCGAGGAGCUGCUCGAAGGCUACAAGAGGGAGGGCAUUGAUCCCACCCCCUACUACUGGUACACGGAUCAGAGAAAAUACGGUACGUGCCCUCACGGGGGAUAUGGUUUGGGAUUGGAGCGGUUCCUGACCUGGAUCCUGAACAGACACCACAUCCGAGAUGUCUGUCUCUACCCACGCUUUGUGCAGCGCUGCAAACCUUAGCCAUCCUUGGGAAAAUCUCCUGGAAAAACCGAGCAGCUGAUGCUUGGGAAAGAACAAUACACUCUGCUGUACUACAGCCUGUCCAACAACAACACUUCCUGCAACCUGUUGCUAAUUCAAAUACCUAUUUAGGAUGUGAAAUGGAAAAGAAACAACCCUCUUUUUCUAAAAAAUGCUACUAAUUAACUGGAAGAAGCCUUAGAAAAAUUGUUGAGCUACGUGUAUGCUCUUGAGUCAACACAAAACAAAGAUCCUGAUAAGUUGUCAUUUAAAACCCAAGAUACGCUUCUGCUUUUAAUUUCUGUGACUUAAAAUAUGCUGGGCAUUUG
This is a messenger RNA of Empidonax traillii (willow flycatcher), 2026 nucleotides long. RefSeq names its product asparaginyl-tRNA synthetase (gene NARS1). Bases 18 to 1697 code for a protein of 559 amino acids. Gene Ontology annotation, molecular function: asparagine-tRNA ligase activity; nucleic acid binding; ATP binding. The record is from RefSeq and is a predicted model, not a curated record. Gene Ontology annotation, biological process: asparaginyl-tRNA aminoacylation. NCBI's taxonomy places the organism in Eukaryota, Metazoa, Chordata, Aves, Passeriformes, Tyrannidae. Gene Ontology annotation, cellular component: cytoplasm. The transcript is spliced from 15 exons.